This is a messenger RNA of Ceratotherium simum simum (southern white rhinoceros), 1493 nucleotides long. The record is from RefSeq and is a predicted model, not a curated record. NCBI's taxonomy places the organism in Eukaryota, Metazoa, Chordata, Mammalia, Perissodactyla, Rhinocerotidae.
AUGCCUGUAGAGUUGGAGUCAAAAAUAGAAAAGUUUCAAAAAGGAGAAGGCAAGGAUGAAGAAAAGUACAUUGAUGUGGUGAUUAAUAAGAACAUGAAGCUGGGACAGAAAGUGUUAAUUCCUGUAAAACAGUUCCCUAAGUUCAACUUUGUGGGGAAACUUCUGGGUCCACGUGGCAAUUCUCUGAAGCGUUUACAAGAAGAAACCUUGACAAAAAUGUCCAUCCUUGGAAAAGGUUCUAUGAGAGACAAGGCAAAGGAAGAAGAGUUGAGGAAAAGUGGAGAAGCAAAGUACUUCCACCUCAAUGAUGAUCUGCAUGUUCUCAUUGAAGUUUUUGCCCCGCCAGCAGAAGCAUAUGCCCGGAUGGGACAUGCUUUGGAAGAAAUUAAGAAGUUCCUCAUUCCUGACUAUAAUGAUGAAAUCAGGCAAGCGCAGCUCCAGGAAUUAACAUACUUGAAUGGUGGCUCAGAAAAUACAGAUGUACCAGUUGUUCGAGGGAAAUCCACCUUGCGUACAAGAGGUGUACCGACCCCAGCAAUAACCAGGGGAAGGGGAGGAGUCACAGCCCGGCCAGUUGGAGUUGGUGUGCCACGAGGGACGCCAGCUUCUAGGGGAGUCAUUUCCACUCGAGGGCCAGUGAGUCGGGGAAGAGGACUGCUCACUCCUAGAGCAAGAGGAGUGCCCCCAACUGGGUACAGACCUCCACCGCCACCCCCAACACAAGAGACUUAUGGAGAUUAUGACUAUGAUGAUGGAUAUGGCACUGCUUAUGAUGAACAGAGUUAUGAUUCCUAUGAUAACAGCUAUAGCACCCCAGCCCAAAGUGGUGCUGAUUACUAUGAUUAUGGACAUGGACUCAGUGAGGAGACCUACGAUUCCUACGGGCAAGAGGAGUGGACUAACUCAAGACACAAGGCACCUUCAGCCAGGACAGCGAAGGGCGUCUACAGAGACCAGCCAUAUGGCAGAUACUGAUUGUACUGUCUGAUGUUGUGAAAUAGCCCAUCUCCACCAGUCCUGUAUACUGUUCAAAGUAAUUUUUUUCUAUGAACAAUCCCUUUUUAAAUAAAAUGCUUAAAAUCUGAAUGGAUGGAACUUAAAACUACUUUGUUGAAACAUCAACCUGGGCAGAAAAAAAAAAAGACAUGUAAAAUUUUGUUAUUUCCAGUCUGUAUAUGAAAAAAUAGGUCAUCAAAAGGAAAAAAAAAUAACUUUGAUUAACUAGUGUUAAACAAAAAGAUAGGUUUACUAAAUAUGUUAAUCCAUCCUUUUAAUAUAAGCCUCACCUUUCAUUUUAAAGGUUUCCAUAGAAUUUAGUUAUUUUAUCUUUCAGCCAUAUGCUAGUUUUUUUUCUCUUGCCAACGUGCGUAAAAAGGGAAGCCAAUGACAAGUGCAAAUAAUGUGGUAUUCUUUUGUAACUCAAGUCUUGAAAUGUUCUGUAGUGUUAAGCAAAGUCUCCUCUUGCUUGAUACUAAAUAAACUUUUGAAAGAAA